GCUGAAGAUACCGGUACAUACCAGUCACACGCAAGUAACUGCCCCCACCGGUUCCUACUCAAUGAGCAAUAUGCUCUCGGGGAUGAGAGCAUAUACGGUGAAGCUGGCGGUGAAGCUGGGGAAACAAUCCGUCAGGAAAUGGAGCAAUUGGUAUUACUGAUCGAGCAUCUAGGGGCAGGCGUUGGGGCGCACCAGACGUUUCGAACCGAUGGUGGCCCACCGCCUCGAGUCCCCAAGAGGCGAUCCAACCCGCAAUCGUGCAAAUCCAGAGCGAGCCAUUACAUCUAGAUCCUGUUCAACACCACUGACGCCACGGGGAAAUCCUCGGCUCAAUUUUCACCGCUGCAAUCGAUAUAGGUACAUAGGCCGCACAAUGCACAUCCGUGGCGCACUGGCGCACUGGCGCCGCCUCCGAGUGAUAGGCGUGGUCUCGGCGUCUCAGAUUACCUCAUCAUCGGUUCAUCCAUCGCGCCUUUCUCACCACAUCCCCUUACGUCCACCUCUGCCGGCAGUUCCAGACACUUCCAGUGGACCGUGGACGUCACAGCGCUCGUCAUUCCGCCUUGGUUCCGGAUUGCAGACGGACGGACACAACAGUCAUCCCCUCCGGGCUCCAGGUGGGGGCACUUACCAUGGGGCAAAAACAGGUAGAACCACCACUCGAGGAUUCCAGUCUGCUCCCCGUUAUUCCACAUACCGUACUUGCCUCCUAGGUCCUACAUACCUUUGUAGCUACUCGCAUGCUCGCCUACCUGGGUACUACCUACUGCCUAGUCAACAUAGGCGCCAAAAAGCACAAUAAUGAGUCGAUAGGAUUCCAGCUAGUUUCCUAGUGUUUCUAGUAUUUCUAUCUAUCCAACUAGCUACUGCUGUCGUGCGACGCCGACUCUCCACAGAGUUACGAAUUUACUUACCGGUGUGCCCUUGGAGUGUGCGCGCUGCGAGGUGCGAGGUGCGAGGUGCGAGGUGCGAGG
Messenger RNA from Tricharina praecox, 974 nucleotides. RefSeq lists its product as uncharacterized. The coding region runs from base 209 to 802 and encodes 197 amino acids. The record is from RefSeq and is a predicted model, not a curated record. The transcript is spliced from 2 exons. NCBI's taxonomy places the organism in Eukaryota, Fungi, Ascomycota, Pezizomycetes, Pezizales, Pyronemataceae.